Molecule: messenger RNA, 1451 nt
Organism: Lytechinus pictus (painted urchin)
Lineage: Eukaryota; Metazoa; Echinodermata; Echinoidea; Temnopleuroida; Toxopneustidae
Product: calcium-activated chloride channel regulator 1-like
Exons: 5
Coding region: 162-1451 (429 amino acids)
Source: RefSeq, a predicted model, not a curated record
CGUGUUGAUGGAAGAAAUAGCAUUAGCUCGAAUCUCAUAAAUCUUCUCACUGGGAGCUUUUUGGUCUGAUACCAAAAAUAUUUGAAAACUGAUUAAAAACCUCACAUUAAGUAGCCAUUAAUAGUAUUUUCUCUUGCUUUCCUUCGACAUCAAAAACAGCUAUGUUGCUAUUUUUUCGCAAUAAAUGGAUCCAUGCAUGUAUCUUGGUCUGCCUAAUUUGGAGCAGCGAGGCACAGCAAGAUCGUAACAAAAUCAUUCUUGAAAAUGGAGCAUUUCAAAACAUUCUUAUCGCUAUACCCAAAGCGAUCGAAGAAGAUCCAAGAAUCAUCGAAAAUAUCAAGGACAUCUUCACAGAGGGGUCGUCCGUCUUAUUCUCUGCCACCAAUCGAAGAGUCUAUUUUGGAAGUAUAAAGAUCCUCGUCCCCCACAACUGGACCAGACAAGCAGAAUAUGAAGUUGCACAGCUGGAGGCCUAUGAGAAUGCUAACGUUAUUGUUACAGAUCAACAGUCUAAUCAUCGUCCUCGCGUUGAGAACCCAAUCCGUUGUGGCAAAGAAGGACUAUUUAUCCAACUGUCCAAGACAUUCCUGAUCGACUCUGAACUACGUCAAAAUCAAUUUGGAGAUUCUGGUAAGGUGAUUGCUCGUCAGUUUGCAAAACUCCGCUGGGGUGUUUUCGAUGAAGAUUACGUACCAGGAACCGAUGCUGAACCUUACUACCCAUCAAACGCUGUCACGGCUACUAAUGGAUUUGAAGGAACAAGAUGCUCUUCAGAAGUUCGUGGAGAUCUCCUUGAUGAUACUGCAUCGCCAUGUCAGAACGAUGAUAAAGGGAAUUUACCCGACUCUUGUAGAUUCGUACCUAGCAAUUUCCCGCAAUCAGCUCGGGCAUCGUUGAUGUUCGCGUCUAAUAUCUACUCGAUUGACACGUUCUGCGACAGAAAUGCAGAUGAGGGCAGGAAACAUAAUGAAAUGGCUCCUAAUCUGCAGAAUCUGAAAUGCGAUCAUCAGAGCGUUUGGGAAGUGAUGAGGAAAUCGUAUGACUUUGGAAACAGCCCUCCCUUGCCAGAGGAUACAGACACUUCACCUAACUUUAUUAUGGUUCAACCAGAGGGAACUCUUAGGAUUGUUCUUGUUUUAGAUACAAGUGGGACGAUGAAGCAAGCACGUUCAUUCACCAGUGUACUUCUGUGUGCCGAUUCUACGCCAGGCUACAUGAUGACGGACCUCUCUCGGGAACUCUCCGAUUUACCUAAUGGGCCCUGCCCUACGCUGGAUCCGGAGCCAUCCACCUCCCAACCACUGGCUGGCGGCCAAGCAGCCAAGGACGGAAAGAAGAAGAAGAAGCCGGGCAAGCAAGUUCCGUGUACCAUAACCAGACCGCCCCCGGACGCUGGGUCUAUUGACCCCCGGGAGACCUCGCGGCAGCCCCCCCUGACGCUGCACCUAUGA